Rotaria sp. Silwood2 is the source of this 354-nucleotide messenger RNA. NCBI's taxonomy places the organism in Eukaryota, Metazoa, Rotifera, Eurotatoria, Philodinida, Philodinidae. The record is from the annotation of a GenBank genome assembly.
AUGUCUCCUAUUGAUCCACCAUUAUAUGAAGAAAAUGAAAAUGAUUCUCUUUGGUCUGAUGAUGUUUCAUUAGCAUUAUGUUUUUUAGCAAGUUUAGCUCAUCAUGGAGAUUAUUCUCAAGAACAUUUAUUACAAAGAUAUUUUCAAUGGUGGAUGAAUGGUUAUAUGUGUCCAACUGGUCUUUGUUUUACUCUACAUAGUGAUAUAAAAAAAAAUCAAUUGAUAUAUUUGGUGAAACUCAAGCGUCUCAAAAUGUUUGGAAAAAAUACAUCAAUUGAUGUUUUUAUUGUUUAUAUUGAAUUACUUGUUAAUGCUCUUAAUGGUCAUUCAAAAAACAAGAUAUCAUUAAAUUAA